AUGCUUGCUUCAGGAAAGAGAUUCUUCUCAUCAUCAUCACUAAGACAGGUGUCUGCUUGGGCCAAGGUCGAAAAAGCUCCUGCAGACAAGAUCUUGGGUCUAACUGUGCUCUACAACCAGGACACUAAUCCCUCCAAGAUCAACUUGGGUGUUGGAGCCUACAGAGAUGAGAAUGGUAAGCCAUGGAUUUUACCUUCGGUUCGUAAGGCUGAAGAGGUCUUGAUCAAGACUGAGGUCAACAAGGAGUAUGUCCCAAUCACUGGUUCUCCCAAGUUCAACGAGCUGAUCAAACAGACUUUGUAUGGUAAUGAUCCAGCUGGUAAGCAAUUAUUGGAACAGAACAGAAUUGUUUCUUCCCAAUCCAUUUCAGGAACUGGUGCCUUGAAGGUGUUAUCUGAGUUCAUCAAAUAUUUCCACGAGGGACCAAAGGACGUCCUGGUUCCAAACCCAACUUGGGCUAACCAUAUCGCCAUUUUGGAGCGCUCCGGACUGACAACAAGCAAGUAUAGAUACUACGAUUUCAACACCAACCAAUUGGAUAAGAAAGGUUUGUUGGAAGACUUGGAGAAUGCUGCUGAGGGACAACCUGUUUUGUUGCACGCUUGUUGUCACAAUCCAACUGGUGUCGACCCAACGUUGGAGGAGUUCGAUGAGAUCAUCGAUGUUUUGUCACGUAAGAAGUUGUUGCCUGUUGUCGACAUGGCUUACCAGGGAUUCCGAUCUGGUAACCCAAUUGAUGAUCUGUCUUUGUUGUUCCGUUUCAACAAAGCCGUUGUCGACGGUAGACUAGACAACUUUGUUCUUUCUCAAUCUUUCGCUAAGAACAUGGGUCUCUAUGGUGAGCGUGUUGGCUCACUGUCAUUGAUCACCAGCGAUGCUGAUGAGUCUGUGCGCGUUAAGUCACAGCUGGAGAAGGUUAUCCGCCCUAUCUACUCAUCUCCACCAUCUCACGGUUCCAAGCUGGUUGAAAUUGUUCUCUCCGAUGAAGCUAUUUACCAGCAAUGGCUCAAGGAUGUCAAGGUUAUGAGUGACAGACUGGUUUCCAUGAGAAAGUUGCUGUACGACACUUUGAAAAACAAAUACAACAACCCCCUGGACUGGUCCCAUUUGUUGCAACAGAAGGGUAUGUUCUGUUACACUGGUCUGAACCCAGAGCAGGUUGCCAAGUUGAUUGAGCGUUCUGUUUACUUGACCUCUGACGGACGUAUCUCCAUAGCUGGUAUCUACGAACAAAACGUUGACUACCUUGCCAAUGCCAUCCACGAGGUUACGACCAACUAA
Komagataella phaffii GS115 is the source of this 1281-nucleotide messenger RNA. RefSeq names its product Cytosolic aspartate aminotransferase; involved in nitrogen metabolism. Gene Ontology annotation, cellular component: mitochondrion. The transcript has a single exon. Gene Ontology annotation, biological process: L-aspartate catabolic process; biosynthetic process. Gene Ontology annotation, molecular function: L-aspartate:2-oxoglutarate transaminase activity; pyridoxal phosphate binding. The record is from RefSeq and is a predicted model, not a curated record. The coding region runs from base 1 to 1281 and encodes 426 amino acids. Lineage: Eukaryota; Fungi; Ascomycota; Pichiomycetes; Pichiales; Pichiaceae.